AAUAAAUUGAGAAACCUUACCAUUAAGAUAUACUUGUACAGAACAUCGGCAAUGGCAAGUGGCGAGCAUUAUGAACCUUACGAGCAACUCGCCCCGGCAUUAUUGCGAAGCGAGCUCCGGGGCAAAGUUGCGCUUGUGACUGGUGGUGGUUACGGUAUCGGCCGUAGCAUCGCUCAGUCAUUCGCGGAAGCGGGCGUUGCUCGGAUUAUCUUGAUUGGACGAACUGAAACCAAACUCAAGGACACUGCCAAUGAUUUAUCCGCAUCAUUUCAAGAAAUCGACGUUGUCACUAUGGUUGCAGACAUUACUUCUAAAGAGGAUGUACAGCACAUUUUUGAAUCUUGCACCAAAUAUGCCCCCGACAUCUUGAUAAACAAUGCGGGCUAUCUAUCCACGCCGGCAGAGUUCCUCGAUGCCGACUUCGACGAUUACUGGAACUCGUUCAUGGUCAAUGUCUACGGGACCAUGCUCUUCACGCAAUCUUUCCUGCGCCAUCGCAAGGCCUAUGUUGAAGCGGCUGAAAACUCAGGGAAUACACCCUCGCCCGCAGUUGUCGUCACUGUGAACAGUAUGGGUGCCUUCCUCAGUAUGCCAAAAUUCUCCUCUUAUUGCUCCAACAAGCUUGCUCUGGCUCGUUGGACAGAGUUGCUCUCUAUCGAGAUUCCUGAAGAGUUCGCCCGUUUCGUCUCCGUUCAUCCAGGCGCUGUUGAUUCCAGCAUGGGCAACAAAUCUGGUAUGAUUGAUCAGAUCAAAUCUGGCGCUGCUCAGCUUAGCUUGACAAACCCAAAGUUAACCGGUGACUUUAUUGUCUGGUUAACAAGUAGGGAUGCAGAAUUCCUGAAUGGGCGUUUCGUAAGUGUCAAUACCGAUAUCGAGCUUCUGCUCUCGAAUAAAAAGGAGAUUAUUGAAAAGGGGAUGUAUUCGAUACGCCUUUCACAAUGAAGAGUUUC
Messenger RNA from Aspergillus eucalypticola CBS 122712, 950 nucleotides. RefSeq names its product SDR family NAD(P)-dependent oxidoreductase. Gene Ontology annotation, cellular component: cytosol. Lineage: Eukaryota; Fungi; Ascomycota; Eurotiomycetes; Eurotiales; Aspergillaceae. The record is from RefSeq and is a predicted model, not a curated record. Gene Ontology annotation, molecular function: oxidoreductase activity. The coding region runs from base 52 to 942 and encodes 296 amino acids. The transcript has a single exon.